AUGUCGAAACCAAACCCCUUUUUAAAUCUCUUCAGGAGAUACUACUCGCAAAGGAUAAUCCCCCUCACACGAACCACCCGCCCAAUACAAUCCAGCCCGCAAUGCCUCCGCGCACGCCUCCACCCGCAAUUCCUCCUCUUCCGCACCCAAAAGCGCAAUGUAGGCGGCGGCCCCGGCCUCGACCCAAACUUCGUCUCUAUCCUUGAUCGGCCGGCGAAAAUGGCGCGCGCAGGCAAACAACACGGACCAGGCCUCAUCAUCCUCGCCAUCAUACCCAUAACCGCCUUCGUGCUCGGGUGCUGGCAGGUGCAACGGCUGGGCUGGAAAACAGAUCUAAUAGCGCGAUUUGAAGAUCGAUUGACGUUCCCGCCGCUGGAACUGCCGCUGCGAAUCGACCCGGAGGCCAUCAAGGAUUUCGACUAUAGAAAGGUGUAUGCGACGGGCGUGCUAAGACAUGACCAGGAAAUGCUGAUUGGGCCGCGCAUGCUGGAUGGCGAGGAGGGGUACACGGUUGUUACGCCGUUGGAGCGCAGGGAUGCGAGGGGCAAUGUGCACAAGAUACUAGCGUGUAGGGGGUGGAUUAAGAAGGAAGCGAGUCCGCAGUGGUUUCGUAAGAAGAACGGGGCGCUGCCAGAGGGAGAGGUUACGAUUGAGGGGUUGCUGAGGGUGCCGCCAAAGGGAAACAUGUUUACACCGAAGAAUGAGCCAGAGAAGGGGAAAUGGUUUUUUCCGAGUGUGGAGGAAAUGGCAGAGUAUAGCGGGAGUCAGCCAGUCUGGGUGGAGGAGACAAUGACGCCGGAUUUGCUCACAAAUUAUGAGCGCGAACCAAAGGGCGUACCCAUUGGUAGGCCGCCAACCGUAAAUCUGCGCAACAAUCAUACACAGUACAUCUUCACAUGGUACGCAUUGAGUCUUGCGACAUCCGUAAUGUUCUGGAUGGUCGUCAAGAAGCCCAUGUCAGGCACCCAACGACGGGUACGACAGAGCGUGGACUGGUCAUAA
Messenger RNA from Bipolaris zeicola 26-R-13, 1002 nucleotides. RefSeq lists its product as uncharacterized. Bases 1 to 1002 code for a protein of 333 amino acids. The record is from RefSeq and is a predicted model, not a curated record. The transcript has 3 exons. Gene Ontology annotation, biological process: mitochondrial respiratory chain complex IV assembly. Gene Ontology annotation, cellular component: mitochondrion; membrane. NCBI's taxonomy places the organism in Eukaryota, Fungi, Ascomycota, Dothideomycetes, Pleosporales, Pleosporaceae.